GCUUUAAUGGUGAUUUUCAACAACUACGUUCAAACAGCAGAAAUCAAACGAAUUAGCGAAAUGCUCGUGAGGUUUCGUGAAGAGUGCAAUGAUACACUAGCUGAAAUGGCCGAGAUAGGCAUUGCUCCGAUAGAUCGUUCAAUUUAUGAAUUAGUCGACCGACAUAAUUACUUCGAACUAUGCUUACGGAAUAUUACCGAAUUGGAUGCUGGCCGUAUAUUUCUAUGGCGAUGUCUGUGCGAAUUCAUCCACAAGUCUUGUUUAGAAGCCGAAGAUUUUUCCGAUUCGCUUCAUUUUUUGCUUCCUGAUUUCUGUGAUUUUGCCGACUUCAUUCACAACGCUCUGAUAGAUUGGAAAGCACCGGAAUAUACAAACGCAGGUGUUAUUGAAGCAUUUUCGGUUUAUCAGCUCUGCCUAAUUACGCGAGCGUACAAAGAGAAAGGACCAUCUGAAAUGUAA
Gongylonema pulchrum is the source of this 459-nucleotide messenger RNA. The record is from the annotation of a GenBank genome assembly. NCBI's taxonomy places the organism in Eukaryota, Metazoa, Nematoda, Chromadorea, Rhabditida, Gongylonematidae.